Molecule: messenger RNA, 1234 nt
Organism: Paramecium pentaurelia
Lineage: Eukaryota; Ciliophora; Oligohymenophorea; Peniculida; Parameciidae
Source: the annotation of a GenBank genome assembly
AAUGAGCAAAGUAGAUAACAAAAAAAUAUUCGCUUUGAUGACAGGAGCAGCAGUCUUAACUGGGACCAGCAUUCUACUUUACAGAUUUUUGAAGAAGUCAGAUGGGUAUGUAUCUUUAUUUAUGGAAUAGGAAGUCAAUUAUUGAACCUUAAGUUAUUGAUAGGGAAACAAUCAUUAAAGUUUUAAAGGAAUUAAAGAAAGAGCUUUUCACUGUAUUUCAAAAUUUUGCAGCUGUUGCUAUUAAUAUUAAACAAUAAUCAAUGGGAAGAGCCAGACCUGAAGAUAUUAAAAUGAUGCUUUUAGAAUAACGUAAGACUUAAAAUAAUAUCUAAUAUAGCAAUGUUUAGAGGAGAAAUAGAAUAAGUUGAAGAGAUGGUCUAUAACUAAUUUAGAAUGACUAAAUAAUAAGUAGAGCAUUAUUGUCAAAAUGUCUAUCGUGAUGAUCCUACUAUCAAAGAAUUACAAAAAUAAAUGAAGGAUUCUUUCGAUAGAUCAUUUUCUGGUUAAUCUCCAGAUCCUAAAACAGAUAUACCAGCCUUUCUUACAGCUGAUACAACUUUUGAAAUUCUUGAGAAAGUUAUGACUGAAAGUGCCUUGAAAUUGAAUGAAAAAUUGUUAGAAUUACAAGAUAGAGGUGAAUAAAUCAAUUUCUAAAGUCCUAAAAUGAUGGAAAUAAUGUAAUCUCUCAAAAUGGAUAGUUCUAAGUAAAAUCUUUAACUCAUACUAGAAAGGAAAUCUUAGAAUAGUAUGGAUUAAAUAAAUUUGAAGAUCCAGGAAGCAAAAUUUUAUAAUAUGCCACCUAAGUUUAUAGUCAAUAAGCAAAUAGCAGUUUCAAUAUUAAAAUGAAAUAAUUGGAUAUGAAAUAUCAAUCUAUUAUGGAAUAACUUAUUAUGCAAGGACCAAUGAGUAAUGAAGAAUUGAAAUAAAGAAUGGAAUAAGUUCCAUAAUAAUAAGCAUCAUUCCCAUUCUAAGGUGCUUAAGAUCCAUAAAUUCCUCUUAAACAGGAAGAAUAGAAAUAAUAAGAAGAAUAACCUAAAGAAGUUCUUUUGGAAAAAGCAAAUGAUGAACCUGAAAAAUAGAAUUUAGAGGAAUAAUAAUAAUAAGAAUAAUAAUAAUAAGAAUAAUAAUAAUAAGAAUAAUAAUAAGAAGCAGAAAUUCAUGUAAAUCAACCAUAAGUAUAACCAGUCCUAGAAUAAUAAUAGGUUUAGGAAGAAAACCAAUAACUCAACUGAGU